CGCCGCCCCUGCGGGUCGGAAGUGAGCCGAGCUCCAGCCGCUCCCGCCCCGCCGCCGAGGCUGCCGCCGUCACUAUGGAGUAGUCGCGGCAGGACGGGGUCCGAGCGAGAGACGGAGCCGGCGUGACAGGCGGCCCGCCGGGCCCACAGGGCGACGGGCAGCCGGGCUCUGCGCCGGCAGCUUCCCGCGGGCUCAGGAUAAGCCAUCGGUGCAAAUUGAAACCAUGGAGUCCAUGCUGAACAAGCUGAAGAGCACUGUCACAAAGGUGACAGCUGAUGUCACCAGUGCUGUCAUGGGAAAUCCCGUCACCAGGGAAUUUGAUGUCGGGCGACAUAUUGCCAGUGGGGGUAAUGGUCUUGCUUGGAAGAUAUUUAAUGGAACUAAAAAGUCAACAAAGCAGGAAGUGGCUGUUUUUGUCUUUGAUAAGAAGCUAAUAGACAAGUACCAAAAAUUUGAAAAAGAUCAGAUUAUUGAUUCCUUAAAACGAGGUGUUCAACAGCUAACUAGGCUUCGACACCCUAGACUACUUACUGUACAACAUCCAUUAGAAGAGUCCAGGGAUUGCUUGGCAUUUUGUACAGAACCAGUCUGUGCAAGUUUAGCUAAUGUUCUUGGCAGCUGGGACAACCUACCUUCUCCUUUACCAUCAGACAUUAAAGAAUACAAACUUUAUGACGUGGAGACCAAAUAUGGUUUGCUUCAGGUUUCUGAAGGUUUGUCAUUUUUGCAUAGCAGUGUCAAAAUGGUCCAUGGGAAUAUUACUCCUGAAAAUAUAAUCUUGAAUAAAAGUGGAGCAUGGAAAAUUAUGGGCUUUGAUUUUUGUAUCCAAUCAACAAAUCCAUCCGAACAGGAGCCAAAGUUCCCUUGUAAGGAAUGGGAUCCAAACUUGCCAUCCUUGUGUCUUCCAAAUCCUGAGUAUCUGGCACCAGAAUACAUUCUCUCUGUGAGCUGUGAGACAGCCAGUGAUAUGUACUCUCUGGGAGCUGUUAUGUAUGCAGUGUUUAAUAAAGGGAAACCAAUUUUUGAGGUCAACAAGCAAGAUAUUUAUAAAAGCUUUAGUAGACAGCUGGACCAGCUGAGCCGUUUAAGCUCCAGUACUCUUGAGAACAUACCCGAGGAGGUGCGUGAGCAUGUAAAGCUGCUCCUAAACGUAGCUCCGGCAGUCAGACCAGAUGCUGAUCAAAUGACUAAGAUACCAUUCUUUGAUGAUGUAGGAGCAAUGACGCUUCAGUAUUUUGAUUCAUUAUUUCAAAGAGAUAACCUGCAGAAAUCACAGUUUUUUAAAGGACUACCAAAAGUUCUGCCAAAACUACCUAAGCGUGUUGUAAUUCAGCGAAUUUUGCCUUGUUUGACUUCUGAAUUUGUGAAUCCGGAUAUGGUACCCUUUGUCUUGCCUAAUGUUCUCCUAAUUGCUGAGGAGUGCACCAAAGAAGAAUAUAUCAAGCUCAUUCUACCCGAUCUUGGUCCUGUUUUUAAGCAGCAAGAACCAAUCCAGAUAUUGUUAAUCUUCCUGCAAAAAAUGGAUUUGCUUCUAACCAAAACUCCACCAGAUGAAAUAAAGAACAGUGUUCUACCAAUGGUUUAUAGAGCCUUGGAAGCACCUUCGAUUCAGAUCCAGGAGCUUUGCCUAAACAUAAUUCCCACGUUUGCCAAUUUAAUAGAUUAUCCAUCAAUGAAAAAUUCAUUAAUUCCAAGAAUUAAAAAUGCAUGUUUGCAAACUUCUUCUCUUGCUGUCCGGGUAAACUCACUAGUGUGUUUGGGCAAGAUUUUGGAGUACUUGGAUAAAUGGUUUGUGCUUGAUGAUAUUUUACCUUUUCUACAACAAAUUCCAUCAAAGGAACCUGCGGUGCUCAUGGGAAUUUUAGGUAUUUACAAAUGUACAUUUACGCACAAGAAGUUGGGAAUUACCAAAGAACAGCUUGCAGGAAAAGUGUUGCCCCAUCUGAUUCCUCUUAGUAUUGAGAACAAUCUUAAUCUCAAUCAGUUCAAUUCUUUUAUUUGUGUUAUAAGAGAUAUGCUCAAUAGAUUGGAAGCAGAGCAUAAAACGAAACUUGAGCAACUUCAUGUCAUGCAAGAGCAACAGAAAUCCUUGGACAUAGCCAACCAAAUGAGUGGGGCUGAAGAGGCGAGAUCUAGUGGUACAGGCAAUCAGAUUGACAAAGUAUUUAAUAACGGAACUGACCUUCUAACUAGUGGAUCUGAUAGUAAAGAGAAUGAGAUGUCAUCAAUACAGAGAAAGGCCUCACUUACACUGGAAGAGAAGCAAAAGUUAGCUAAAGAACAAGAACAGGCGCAGAAGCUGAAAAGCCAGCAACCUCUUAAGCCCCAAACAACUACAGUAACACCUCCAGUGAAGCAGACAAAAGACUUGACAGAUACCUUGAUAGAUAACAUGUCAUCUUUGACCAGCCGUCCUAUCAACCAAGCUCAAGUUGCAUCUUCAAACACCUUCUCUUCCGUUCCUUCUGUGGGUGUUGGAAUGGGAUUUUCAUCGCCCAUUGACAACACAAAGAGAAAUAUGACAAAUGGACUCAAUACAAACAUGGGGUUUCAGACUGCUGGAUUCACCAUGGGAGCAGGUCUUGCUACUCAGAAUUUCUUCAGUGGUCCAAGUGCAACAGGAGCAACCAAGAUGAGCAUGGUACCACCUGCCAACAUGCCAAAUUACAAUCCUAUGAAUGCUGCAUCUGCAAUCUCUCCACUGACACAACAAAACAGACCCCCAGAUAUGUCUGCUUUAGAUAAUCUUUUUGGUCCUCAAAAACCCAAAGUUAGCAUGAAGCAGCUGGCUCAGCAGAAAUCAAGCCAGUGGGUUAAUCAGUUUGUGCCACCACCAGGGUCCCCAAAUGCGAGCAAUACAGCCUUGGCACCUCAGAUGAACAUGCUAGCACAGCCAGGCUUUGGGAUACAGGGUAAUCCUUUCUUUUCUCCUCAGAACUUUGCACAGCCAGCAAACACAAUGACAAGCAGCAGCUCAGCUAGCAAUGACUUAAAAGAUCUUUUUGGGUAAAAUGUUUUGUUUUCUUCCUUCAAAGAUUGGUGAAAUUUGGAUCAUGGGUAAGCUGAUUAACAUCUUGUUUUUAUUAAUAAAAGCAUGACUUGGGGAAGCUUUCAACCCAGCAAAGACUUCUGGGCAGGAAAAAAGGCUGAUGUUUCAUUCACCUGGUACUGCAGUGGAAUUGUGUAAGUCCAAAGUAAUCUUACAUGCUAAAGAUUUCCUGUCUUUUUACCAACAUGAGAGUGCUGAAGGUAGGAUGCAUAUAUUCAUCUGAAAAAGAAGUAUAUUGAAAUUAUUCAGAGCUAAACCAUUCAAGUCCAAUGGAAUUUCCUACACAAUUUUGUUAAAGUUCAGCAAAAAUGCUUAGGGGAUAAUGCUGCUGUUGGAUGCAAACCUGGAGAAUUACUCAUGUUGCCUGAAUUUGUCAUAAGCUGUCAUUUUGUCCUAUGACAGUUUGCAAAAAGAAAAUUCUUAUGCUGGUCUAAAACUUUUGAUAACCAAAUUAUACAGAGAGCACUCUAACGCAUAACUAUGGGUGAGACUAAGAAGGGAGUGUAUUUUGACUUUCUUCUCUCAUAUAAGCUAAUGUAAUGAAUGUGGUAGUAGACUGCAACAAGAUUCAUCAGGCAUAAGAAGUUGUUCUAAACUUUGGUUCAAGUUUGGGACAGGGUAAGAACGCUGCUUCAGAGGUUGAUCAUGCUGGUUUACAAUCUCUUGUAAUCUAGAUCCUUCUUACAAGCCCCAUAGCAAAAGCAACAUACCACUUAAGCAGGAUUUUAAAAUACAUGUGGUGAUUUCAUCACAUUUACUGUAUUUUCCAUUGUUUUGGCUAAUAUGAUAUUGCUUCUAACUGAUGUGAAAAAACCUGUAGUUAUGAAACCUCAAAAAUGAAUGUAAAUGUAAAAUUCACAUGUUGACUGCCCCAACUGUGUAACUAACCACACAUUACAUAGUUACACAGAAACAUCUUGAAUUAAUUAGUAUUUUUAGCUCAAUUGAGACGAUGAAAAAGGAUCACCUUAUACAAUUUGCACAGGGUUUUGUGAAAAACAGACUGCCAUAAAUUGCCUUUGCUAGAGUGAACUAUUUCAUUUUACUUUUGAUUUAAAUGAAGUCCUUAUGAAGGAUACAUUGACAUGAAGUGAUUUCUCAAAUAUGGA
Messenger RNA from Onychostruthus taczanowskii (white-rumped snowfinch), 4158 nucleotides. RefSeq names its product SCY1 like pseudokinase 2 (gene SCYL2). Gene Ontology annotation, molecular function: ATP binding; protein kinase activity. Gene Ontology annotation, biological process: protein phosphorylation. The record is from RefSeq and is a predicted model, not a curated record. NCBI's taxonomy places the organism in Eukaryota, Metazoa, Chordata, Aves, Passeriformes, Passeridae. The transcript is spliced from 18 exons. The coding region runs from base 224 to 3010 and encodes 928 amino acids.